Messenger RNA from Aureobasidium melanogenum CBS 110374, 348 nucleotides. RefSeq lists its product as uncharacterized. The record is from RefSeq and is a predicted model, not a curated record. The transcript has a single exon. Bases 1 to 348 code for a protein of 115 amino acids. NCBI's taxonomy places the organism in Eukaryota, Fungi, Ascomycota, Dothideomycetes, Dothideales, Saccotheciaceae.
AUGGGCUGUGCUGUAGGGUCUGGCGAAGAAUCCGAUUCGCGAGAUUGGUUCCCAUAUGGCAGCUGGAUAUCUGUACCCUUUGCAGUAGAGUUGUCAUCGUUCAGUGCCGUAGCAGUCUUGGACGUGCUGACAUCAGCGUCACCUGGAGGCGCUGUCGUUGUUGCAGGCAUGACGGUAUCAGAUCUAUCUAGUGAUAGCAUGGUUGUCUGGGAGAUGGGCACGUUUGAAGUCCUCGAUGGAGAUGCGGCCCAUGUUGAGCUUGUGGUGAGGGUUGUCCCGGCGGACAAACCAAAGAGAGUCUGGGAAGCUAAUUGGCUAAGACCAAUGCUGUCAAGACUGGCAGUAUAG